GAAGAACCAAGAGAAAAAAAACAUACAAAUUUGACAGUCGCGCAUCUCCCACAUACAUUGAAAAUGGGCCCAUUUUCAGUGGUGUGCCCGUGUGUUGGUGGCCCUAAAUAUAAAACAUUGCACACUUGCACUUCAAAAGACUUUCAAGUUUGUUUUUGUUUUUACCUCGAAAUUAUUUUUCGUUCAGUUUAAAUCGCUUUGAAUUUUUUCGUGCACAGAAAAACAAACAAACAACAACAACACGCUCAUUCCAUAAAAAUUAAGUUUUCCACAAAACGAUUUGAAGGAAUAAUCAAUUCGCUUGGAUGAUUAUUUAUCUGUUAAAAUAAAACAGGAAAAAAAAACAAUAUCGGCGACAUGGAUUUGGAGUCACCACAUAUUGCUAUACUGCAGGAUUUGAGGUUGCAAGCAUUUGAUGGUAUUCGGUUUGCAUCGUACCGCACGGCCUCCAAAUUGCGUUACAUUCAAAAAUCAACAAAUCUGCAUCUGGUGGAUAUUUGGAAUGUGAUUGAAGCAUUCCGUGAAAAUGGAUUGAAUACGAUGGAGCCACAUAGUGAUGUGAGCGUUGCUCGUCUGGAAACAUUGGUAUCCUCGCUCUACCACAAUUUGAACAAGCGAUUGACGACCGCCCAACAAGUCGAUUCCAAAGCUAGCCUUCUUUUGAACUGGCUUAUAGCUGCUUAUUCACAUGAUAAUACCGGUAAAAUGCGGGUAUUUUCGAUCAAAGUCGCUCUGGCAAUCAUGUGUGCGGGGAAGUUAGUCGAUAAGCUUCGAUAUAUAUUUUCCCAAAUUUCCGACGGAACUGGUCAGCUGGUGCAUAGCAAACUAGGUGAUUUUUUACGUGAAGUGUUAGCAAUCCCAGCCGCGGUGUAUGAAUCACCGACAUUCAAUUACAAAGACAAUUUGGAAUGUGAAUUAUUUUCACGUGAUACAAAGGUGUCGGUUAACGAUUUUAUUAGUGCACUCAUCACGGAGCCAGGACCAUCGUGUUUGGUAUGGUUACCAUUGUUGCAACGCUUUUCAACGGUCGAAUCAAUUGUUCAUCCAACCAUUUGUUCGGCGUGUCAUCGUGAGAAUUUCAGUGGUUUUCGGUAUCGUUGCCAACGGUGUAACAACUACCAAUUGUGUCAGGAUUGCUUUUGGCAUGGACGUGUCUCGCAAGGCCAUCAAAAUGAUCACGAAGUGAAAGAGUAUACAAAUUACAAAUCACCAAGCAAACAAAUCGGUUACACAUUGCGCAAGAGCUUUCGAUGUGUCCCCGAGAAGCCAACGCAAGCAAUACCAAGAUUCCCGGAAAAACCGGAAAAAACGUUGAAUCUGUCACACAUUGUGCCACCAUCGCCAUUGCCAUCACACAACGGAUUCUCGGAUGGAUCCGGUGGCAUGCUUAUACCACCAUUCGAUCGAGGUAGUACAUUAGAUUCACGUGGCACAUAUGGCCGAUCGCUGGAUAGCUCAGGCCCGGGAAGCGGCAGUGUACUACAUCACUAUAAUGUUGGUGGUAGUUCAUCACUUCCCAGAUCGAGCACAUCCAACGAUGAGGAACACCGACUGAUUGCACGAUACGCAGCUCGAUUGGCUCAAGAGAGUCGAUCACCAAAUGCGGCUAAUGCCAAUGUUACAAUUAAUCCAUUGAAAAAUGAUAAAAAUUCACUUGGUUCUGACUCGUCACGUGCACAACGUGAACUAAUCGCCCAAUUGGAGGCUAAAAACAAAGAAAUUAUGCGAGAAAUUCAACGACUUCGACGCCAACAAGACGCCGAACAAUUAACACAAGAAAGUCCAGCUUUAAUGACGGAAUUGCGGGCACUGAGACAACGCAAAGGCGAACUCGAAGGACAUUUGGGACAAUUGCAAGAUUCGAGGCGACAAUUGAUGGGACAAUUGGAGAGUUUGAUGAAAAUGUUGAAAAACCAGCAAACAUCAUCUAGUCCUCGAUCGACGCCCAAUUCGAGUUCUCCGAUAAAUGAUCCGCAUACACUUCAAUUGCAUGACAAGCUACUUCACUAGUCGAUAAACUUUGAUAUAUAUUUUCCCAAAUUUCCGACGGAACUGGUCAGCUGGUGCAUAGCAAACUAGGUGAUUUUUACGCAAUUGUGAAACGCACCAAACGAAAUUUUUGUUUCUCCAGCUGCUUUUGGAAAGUGUACAUCAUUCAAGGCUUGUUAUCCAUAUUUCAAAAAAAAUUCCAAACUUCUCGCAAUUCGAACAGUGGAUAUUGGGGCAGUAUGAUACAUGCACAUACUACACUGCAGACGGUCGGCAAGAGUCCACCAAUUCCGCCACAACCACAACAGCCAAAUAUGAAGCAACCAGAUACACAAACCAAUUCAACAGUAAAUCACCAAUUGUCAUAGCCACAAGGCACGGUUUAAAUGAUUAAUCCAUUCCUAACGAAAAAUAAAACCGCCGCCGGCGCUGAGUUUUUAUGAAUUAAUUCACAUUUUUACGCACUUAAAGAUUUUCACGUUCUCGAUACCUUUCAACUACGGUACUCUAAUAUUUAUGAAGAAAAAGGAUAAAAAAUAACACAUAAAACGCAUAUAAACCCAAUUCCAAAUCAGAAGAAGAAAUAAUUCCAAAUUAUGUAAAUAAGUUCUAGAAAGACAUAACAACAGAUUUGUUUAGUAAACGAAUUAACAGCCAACCUAAUCAUUCAGUUCGGAUGGCAAUUUUUCAUUUGAUGCAAACUAAAUUGUCACAUGAUAUUAUUACAUCACACAGAUUUCCAAAUUAUAUUUAUUUCAACAAAACAAAUUCGAAAAAAAAGAAAAUGAAAAAAAAAGAUAAAUUGAUCGAGAUUAUGGGAUCGAUGAGCUAGUCUAGUAAAAAUCGUAGAUAAAGUUUUUAUAAAUUAUAUUAACGAUUUGUAUAAAUUAAUGUGAAUGGAUAUAAGACAUUCCAUAAGGAAAGAAGAAUCGUGCGACGAAUCGCCACACUUCCAUUUUUAAUGACGAAGAUGUGAUUGAAAACGCAGAACGAAGGAAACAGACAAAUUGAUUGGUGUCAACAAUGACAAGUAUCCCGAAGUCAUACUGAACAGUGGCGAAAAACAAAAUCAAACAAUAUUAGGAAAGAAAAUGAUAAUGACGAAAAGUGUCCACAUUUUUACGGACAAAACCACUUACCCAGUCAAAACUUAGAACUUCCAUAACGUUUAGAUAUACAAAAAAAAAAUAUUUAUUGAUUUGUGUCGUUUUUGUUCUUUGGUGUUAAAUUGUUGUCUAACAAGGCACAGAUUAAAGAAAAACAGAAAAUUUUAUUACAUAUUUUAGUAGCCGCCACCAUUGAAACUCCAAGCUUGUUUGAGAAAAUUGCCAUUCAUCAGAACAUUCCUACAUAUAUAUUCAGCGAACAGAAUCUCAUCACAUUGACCAUUUUUAUACAGUUGACAAUUUACCCAUUGAUGCUGGAUUUGACUUGCCAAUUUUUUUCAUUUUUUCAAAUAUCCAAUUUUGACAAUUUACAAAUUUCUACAAAAAAUGAUUUUUGACAAUAUGGAAUGAAGGCGUUCAACAAAUCCAAAUUUAUAUACUUCAAUUUAAUGCAUUUUGAGACAUUUUAACUGUGGAUUUUUCCCGAUAAAUAUUGGUCCGAAAAAAUGUUUACAUUGUAUUUUUUAUCUAACAAGUGGAAAAGAAAAGUUAAUUUAUUAAUUUUGUUAUUUACAAUAUUUUUGGUAUUUCUUUUUAAAAAUUAAACUAAUAUUUUAUUUCGUCACUAAAAUUGUCGCUUGUACGAAAAAAGAA
This is a messenger RNA of Sitodiplosis mosellana (orange wheat blossom midge), 3749 nucleotides long. Its product is annotated as dystrobrevin beta. Gene Ontology annotation, biological process: synaptic signaling. Gene Ontology annotation, molecular function: zinc ion binding. Lineage: Eukaryota; Metazoa; Arthropoda; Insecta; Diptera; Cecidomyiidae. Gene Ontology annotation, cellular component: synapse; plasma membrane. The coding region runs from base 358 to 2010 and encodes 550 amino acids. The transcript has 6 exons. The record is from RefSeq and is a predicted model, not a curated record.